Molecule: messenger RNA, 2821 nt
Organism: Culex pipiens pallens (northern house mosquito)
Lineage: Eukaryota; Metazoa; Arthropoda; Insecta; Diptera; Culicidae
Exons: 2
Coding region: 362-2761 (799 amino acids)
Source: RefSeq, a predicted model, not a curated record
GAAGUCUUGGACAACUUCGGAGGGCGGGCGGUUGAAGAUCGGAAAUCUGUGCGAAAUACAAGCUUUUUUUUCAUGUUGACGCCCUGCUUUGUGCGUCUCUUCCUCAGUUCUCGUCCGAUUGCUGCUCCGCACGGAAACCAGUUGUUGUGGUCAUCGCGAGGAACUUCCAACGGCGCGGACCGAUCAACGGUGGAUCAGUUUUCUCCGCAACAUUCUGGUCACCAGACUCGCGAUCGUGGUGGUGUUCGUCUAGGGCUAGUACAAGCCAAUAUGGUGGUUUAGUAGCUGUACUUUUGUAUUUAAUAAAGGCUUGAGCUGAUCGAUUUGUUCGGAGAUCAACGGCGCAGUUUUGGAGGAUAAGAUGCUGCCCAGGAGGAUCGUUGGGAUCUCGGUGAUCCUCGCUGUUUGUGGCUGCGCUUUCGCUGAUCAUGGACCAGCCGGGCGCAGAGUUUCUGAUGGAGGAGGCUAUGCUAACGCCUUCCUAGGAGUAUACUACGAAGACUCUGGUGAAGAAGGUCAUCACUAUCACCAGCGGGGACACAAGAAGCCCCACCGGGCAGAACAACGGCAGGCGGUGUUUCCCCAACAACCUGCUUUUGGAGCGGUUCAACCGUUUAAUAUCUUUGGCCAGGUGGCAGCAGGAGCCGCCCAAGUAGCUGCCGGAACGGCGGCCGUUCUGAACAGUGUUAAUAAGCAGAUCAACACGGCGUUUAAUGCGCAGCGACCGUUUGGUGUAGGUGGAGUUCAACCGGGUUAUGGGUUUGGAAUCGGGAUCAACACUGGAAAUCCAAGCGGUUUUGGACAGAAUCCUUACGGAUAUCCUGGUGGUUACCAACCACUAGGUGUCGGAGGAUACCAACCACAGGGACCCGGAGGAUACCAACCACAAGGUCCUGGGGGAUACCCUGUUGGUUACCAACAGGGUCAACGCCCUGACAAUCAUGGCCACGAUCAUCAUCAUCAUCAUCAUGAGAAUCACGGCCAUGAACACGGAUACGGCAACGGAGGUUAUCAACCAGCACCACCGAAUAGGUAUCCUGGAGGUCAACCUGGUCAGUACCCAGGUGGACAACCCAACAGACCCAACGAGCCCCAACGCCCAAUCAACCCAAAUCGUCCAAACGAUCCACAACGUCCUGUUAAUCCCAACACUCAAAAACCAACUAAUCCAGGUCCGGGGCCAGUUACCCCCGCGCCAAACCAACCAAUCCCAACAGCUGUCCCAAUCGUUCCACCUCCUCCACCGGCUGUCCCGGAAGAGCCUCUGGUGAUCCCGCCACCAUCGGGACCCGUCGUAACGCCGCAACCUCCCUCAUCCGUUUCAACAACCGAGGCCGAGGAAGACCCAGAUAGCGUGACCUACGACAUCGACAUCCGAGGAGAGUUCAACGACACCCAAACUCGCCGGCGGAGACAGCUGUUCCCAAACCUGUUCAACUCUAUCGGAAACAUCGUUCAAACUGGUGUCAAUCUGGCUAAUCCUGCCAACUAUUUCCAGCAGCAACCACAGCAGAACCCUCAAAACAACGCUCCUUUCUUCGGAGGAUUUGGAUUUGGAGGUAACCGACCUGGUUUCGGGUUCCAACCACAACAACAACCCGUUCCGACAACCCCUCGACCUGCCACUACAAUUGGACAACAACGGCCUAGGCCUCAACCGCCUCAACCAAUCCCUCAAACAACCCAAGCAGCUCCACAACCAACUCUGGUAACUCAACCACCAGCGCCCCCAGCACCGCCAGCUCCACCAGCGCCCCCAGCACCACCAGCUCCUCCUGUACCACCGGUAGACUCCGUGCCGCAGUUCCCCGAGCUUAACCUGCAACAGUUGGGCAACGGUGACUUCACGUGGACCAACGAAAACAUCGGCCGUGACACCGUCCAAAACUCACGACGUCGUCGUCGUCGCGAUACCGACGCCAUCUACUUCCCGGAUGACGACGAAGAUCGAUUCACCGUCACGCGCCGUCCCCAGGUCGUGUACCAUCCCACGAAUCGUGUCUCCCAAGGAAACGCCCAGGGAACCGCCCAAAACGUGCACAACGGCUUCGAGCAAAGCUCGGGCGCCAAUUCCCAGUCCCAGACGGUUCAGAACCAGCACGGAACGUUUAACCAGAACGCCGCUGGCAGUACCUCCGGAAACAUCGCCACCGACGGAUCGUCCGGACAGCUGAGUGCGGCCAACACCAUGCAGCAGAGCUUCCAGACGGCGGACUCUUCCGGAAGCAAAAACUCCGCCCAAAGCCAGUCGGCGAACUUUGACAAAAACGGCAACCUGGCCCUGACCAACUCCAACGCCAACACCAACUCGAUCCGGGAGAAGGACCGCUUCAAGGAGCAGUCCAACGCCGGCUCGUCCGCCACCAACCAGAAUCAGUUUGGGCAGUCCAACAGCAACGCCCAAACCAACUCGGAGACCUUCUUCGAGAACGGAAUCCACGGCAACAAGAACACUGCCUCGAGCCAGUCGCAGCAAAUCAACAAGGACGGCUCGGUGUCGGGUUCGAACUCGAACACGAUGAGCGGGACCUUCACCGGGCCAAACGGUCUCCAGGGAUCGUCCUCGUCCAGUCAGUCGUCGAGCUUCAAUCGAGGUCAAGGUGGCAAUGGUGGAGCGUCCUCGUCGGCGACAUCUUCAAGUGGGGCCGGAAAUGGGGGAGCGUCUUUCUCGUUUAGUGGGUCUUUCGCGGGGAUUCCACCGGGUUUUGGGUUUCCCCAGAUUUUUAUAAAUCCGGUCCAAAACGUGGGGAAGUUAGGGUAAGGCUUAUCGGGUAAGAAGGGGGAGGAAAGGAAAUAAAGUAUAAAUGAGUAAAAUAUUCAA